Trichophyton rubrum CBS 118892 is the source of this 1812-nucleotide messenger RNA. RefSeq lists its product as uncharacterized. The record is from RefSeq and is a predicted model, not a curated record. The coding region runs from base 1 to 1812 and encodes 603 amino acids. Lineage: Eukaryota; Fungi; Ascomycota; Eurotiomycetes; Onygenales; Arthrodermataceae. The transcript is spliced from 2 exons.
AUGACUCAACUUCCGCCGCCAGCACAAUAUCCGCACAUCACCACAACCACCACCGUAACCGUCUUCGCAAUAGAAGAAGACUCGAGGGCUACGGCCAGUGACUGCAGCAGCGAGCAGCUUGCCAUCCCAAUAUCCGACAGAGCUACUACUAUGGCAACCCGGCAAGAUCAAGAAAGCGCUCCAGCUCCGCACGCGGCCGCGACACAGCCAGGUGCGCAAUCUACUCCACCAGCCGACACAGCACCAGCAAAAACGCCAAAGCCCGCCAGCGCUCAAAAACAGGCAAAGGAGAAACCAGCUGCUCCAGAUGGUACAGAGAAGCUCUCCGGCGCUGAACUGAAGAAACGAGCAAAAGCCGAGAAGGCUGCGAGGCGCGCGAAGGAGAAACAGGAGCGUCCUCGUCCCACAAGCGAAGACCAAGAAGACGAUACUGCUCCUUACGCUGCUUCUACUGGUUCAACCGUUUCUUCGGCUACUUCAACACCGCAAGGCCCGCUGACGCCAAAGAAGGCUGCCUCUGUUAAAUCGGAUACUUUGAAGUCGUCGAGCAAGUCGUCAACAACAAGGCAUGGAUCAGUACAUACGUUACCUACCCCGCCUGCGCCGGUAGAGUCGACAUCGUCUAAGAAGAAAAGGAGAGAAGUCGUUGACGAGAAGGUCGUUGCUGUCUUUGGCCAUUUGCCAUGGUAUACGAGGAGGACUGGAAUCGCGGGCGCAAACAAGGACGUUCAUCCUGCGGUGCUGUCUCUUGGAAUGCAGAUUAAGGACUACGUUGUUUGUGGGAGUAGCGCCCGCUGCGUUGCUACACUUUUAGCAUUCAAACGGGUUGUUCAAUCAUACAUUACACCUCCAGGAACAUCCCUAACCAGACACCUGACAACUCAUCUGGGCCACCAAAUUGCCUUUUUGGCAAGUUGCCGACCCCUUGCAAUCAGUCAGGGAAACGCAAUCCGUGCUCUAAAGCUGAUUGUCUCGUCCAUUGACCCUUCUGUUCCCGAGCCGGAUGCUAAACAAGAGAUUUAUGAUUUCAUCGACAAUUUUAUUCGUGAAAAGAUCACUGUUGCAGGCCAGGUCAUUGCCAACAGUGCUGCCGGGAAGAUUGAUGAUGGUGACGUUAUACUUUGCUUUUCCGGCAGCAGUGUGAUCCAGAGGACGUUGCUUACUGCACAUAAGCAAGGGAAAAAAUUCCGUGUCUCGAUCAUUGAUACCCGUCCUUUGUUCGAAGGGAGAAACCUUGCCCAAACCCUAGCUAAGGCUGGACUAAGGGUUCAAUAUUCUCUUAUCAACGGAAUAAGUCAGGCUGUCAAAGAUGCGACGAAAGUUUUCCUCGGUGCGCAUGCCAUGACCAGUAAUGGCGGUUUAUUCUCUAGGGUUGGCACUGCUCUAGUAGCUAUGUCGGCCAAGGAAAAACCGGGAGGUAUGAACAUUCCUGUCAUUGUAUGCUGUGAAACUAUCAAAUUCACCGACCGUGUUGCGCUCGACAGCAUAGUUGUCAAUGAGAUAGCUGAGGCCGAUGAGCUGGUUGCUGCCGAACCAUGUACAACACUUACAGACCUCCCUCCGCCAGUCACAAAUGUCAAGCCCGAAACAUCCAAGGGCUCUUCAUCUUCUGCUAUUGAAAUACCAGCACACUUGAAAAACCCAAAGCUUCCCCUCGAAAAUUGGCGCGAGAUGCCUAACCUGCAGCUCUUGAAUAUUAUGCACGAUCUUACCCCUGCGGAAUAUGUUGACAUGGUUGUCACAGAGAUGGGAAGUUUACCACCUAGCGCUGUCCCUGUUGUCCACCGAAUGAGCACAGAAAAUCAGAGCUAA